UUCAAACUUGUUCAAGAUUCGGAACAUGUUCGGGGUUGGGGUUUGAUGAAAUUUACCCUGAAACUCCUCCGUUGCCAUCUCUAAUUUUUUAGCAACAAGAAGCUGAGAUUUUCUCUAAUGUUGAUUAGCUUAGCAUGCAAGUUUGAGAUUUUAACCCUAUCACGUGCUUCUUCCUAUAGUUCAAGCCGUCGGCCGCCUCAUCUUCUUCGGCAUAGCUGGCUCUCCAUCUCGGAAUCUCGAGUACGCCACAGACGAGUUUGCUCAUCUCUCAUUCGGCUCCUGCAGACUGAGAAGCUUCAUCCAGGUUUAACUCCCUAGUGUAUCAUAGCUAAGAUAAAUAAGAAUCGGAAAACAUUGGAUCGGAGGUGAGGCCUUGUGUUUCUUCAUCAAUCAUGUUGAUACCGGGAUGGCGAAACUUGUUGGCUCUCAAAAGCUCUUUAACAAAGACAACCACUGUAUAUUCUGCUUCCUUUCAUUCUACACCUGCUGUCUACGAAAAGUGGAAGAACAAAUGGAGCUUUGAUGUAGGAGGAGGAGCACAGCAACCAUCCAAGAAUUAUGUUAGAUAUUCAGUACGCCAAAAGCGCGCUGAUGCCAAGAAAGCCCUGAAAGACCUUCUCUUCAAUAGUGGGUCUUCAAAAUUUUCGUUGCCGGAUGAAGAGUCGAUGUGGAACUUUGAUGGAGGAAAUGCUCGGGAUUCUAAGAGCUAUAAUAGUAAACGCCGGUCAAAGUUUUCUCCUCGAAGUUCCGAAAAGUCCCACCAUAAGAAAACAAAACGUAGACAUGGGAAAGAGAGUUUCUCUGAGGAUUUUGAUCAUUCCGAGAAUACAUUCCGUGCUACUUUUGGGGACAGAUGCUACACUUGGACCUUCAGGGAGGAGCCUUAUUCCAGAAACUCAACAUAUGGAUUUGAAUGGAGAGAGUAUUCAAGUCAGACAAAUCAUAAAACAAAAGCUUGGGACUCAAGUGAUGCUGAGUGUGAUAACGAGGCAUCAUACGCUGUAGGAUCAUGGUCAGAUAGGACAAUCCUUGGUCUGCCUCCAACAGGUCCUUUAAAGCUGGAAGAUGUUAAAAAUGCCUUCCGCAUAUCAGCUUUAAAAUGGCAUCCUGAUAAGCACCAAGGCCCUUCGCAGGCUGCUGCAGAAGAGAAAUUUAAGUUGUGUGUCAGUGCAUACAAAUCAUUAUGUGCUGCUGUUGCCUGAGUGCACACCAAUUUAAGAAUCAAGGAACUUCCGAGCACAGGUUCCUUUUCCACUGCCCUACAGGAAAAGGUGUAGGGUUAGAAUUGAUGAUUCAUUUUAUAAGUUCUUUUCUCAGUUCCCGGAAAGUCAACAUUUUUGGCAGUUGAGCAUAAAUCAAUCCUCGAAUAUAUUUUUUAAGUAGAGGGGCUCGAAUGUUAUCUGUUUUCAAGAAUGUCGUUGAGAAGAGAAAUAUAUUGUAAUUCAAUACAGAUGGAUUUUCAAUUUUCAAGAGUUAAAAUGAGAUUCAUGUAAUGCCACAAAUUCAAAGCUGUA
Molecule: messenger RNA, 1514 nt
Organism: Carica papaya (papaya)
Lineage: Eukaryota; Viridiplantae; Streptophyta; Magnoliopsida; Brassicales; Caricaceae
Product: Chaperone DnaJ-domain superfamily protein
Source: RefSeq, a predicted model, not a curated record